AUGGAUAUAAAAGUCGAGAGCUUCGACGAAUCUUCGGCACCAGAAUUGGACAAAAUCAAAAUUGGUGAGGCGAAAUUAGAUCUAAAAUCGGAUAAUGUUGGGGACAGGAGGAGGAAGAGCGGCGCGAGCAGGAACUUGCCGGAGCUAGAGGUUGAGGAGCUUAAAGGAUUUAUAGAUCUAGAGUUUGUGUUUUCGGACGAAGAGGUUGGGGAAGGAAUCGGAGAGUGUGAUUGGGGGUUUGAUGAAACGACGACAUUAGCGUCGUUGCUGAUGCUGUAUCUGUCUGAAGCGUGGGAUCGUAUGGAAGAAGAAGAGAGGUUGGGGAAGAAUCCGUUGGUGGAUUGGAGAAUCCCAACUUUCGGUAAUGAAGUGGAGCUCAAAGAUCAUCUCGGAUUAUGGGCUCACUCUAUUGCUUCCUCUAUGAGAUGA
Salvia miltiorrhiza (redroot sage) is the source of this 429-nucleotide messenger RNA. RefSeq lists its product as uncharacterized. Lineage: Eukaryota; Viridiplantae; Streptophyta; Magnoliopsida; Lamiales; Lamiaceae. The record is from RefSeq and is a predicted model, not a curated record. Bases 1 to 429 code for a protein of 142 amino acids. The transcript is spliced from 2 exons.